Molecule: messenger RNA, 1668 nt
Organism: Brettanomyces bruxellensis
Lineage: Eukaryota; Fungi; Ascomycota; Pichiomycetes; Pichiales; Pichiaceae
Exons: 1
Coding region: 1-1668 (555 amino acids)
Biological process (GO): transcription by RNA polymerase III; DNA-templated transcription initiation; transcription preinitiation complex assembly
Cellular component (GO): transcription factor TFIIIB complex; transcription preinitiation complex; nucleus
Molecular function (GO): RNA polymerase III type 3 promoter sequence-specific DNA binding; TBP-class protein binding; RNA polymerase III general transcription initiation factor activity
Source: RefSeq, a predicted model, not a curated record
AUGAAUACGCAGAAUCAGCGUAAGCUGAGAUGUAAGGUGUGUGGGAAUACUGAAUUCACUAGAGAGUAUCACACUGCAUCAUCUGAUUUGGCAUGUACUAAAUGUGGUACAGUGUUGGAAGAGAAUCCUAUUGUGUCUGAGGUGACAUUCGCCGAGACAUCAAAUGGAGGAGCAAUGAUCCAGGGUUCUUUUGUGGGAUCGGAUCAGGCACAUGCAAAUUUUGGAAACAAUAGAGGGUCUUUGGACUCGAGAGAGCAAACCCUGGCAAAUGGAAGAAAAAGAAUAAAGAAUGUUGCAUCAGCUUUGGGUAUUCAAGAUUACAUUUCUGAUGCAGCUUAUCAGUGGUUUCAACUUGCCCUAACAAAUAACUUUGUUCAAGGAAGAAGAUCGCAGAAUGUUGUUGCGGCAUGCCUAUACAUUGCAUGUAGAAAAGAGAAAACACAUCAUAUGCUUAUAGACUUUUCGUCUCGUCUUCAGGUCUCUGUUUUUGCCGUGGGUGCGACCUUUUUGAAAAUGGUCAAAGCCUUACAUAUUACAGAUUUACCACUUAUUGAUCCGUCACUUUUCAUUCAGCAUUUUGCAGAUAAGCUCGACUUUGGAAGGGCCAAAUUAAAGGUUAUAAAUGACGCAUUAAAGCUUGCUAGGAGGAUGGAUGAUAACUGGCUUUAUGAAGGUAGAAGGCCUUCAGGUAUCGCCGGUGCAUGCAUUCUGUUGGCUGCAAGAAUGAACAAUUUUCACAGAACACAUUCUGAAAUUGUUGCAGUGUCUCAUGUUGGAACAUCCACUAUUCAGAAGAGAUUGUGGGAGUUUCAGAAAACGUAUUCUUCGAAUUUGUCGAUCGAAAAGUUUAGAAAGAACGAAAAGGUGCGUGCAAGCCUUCCCCCUUCAUUCAUUAAGGAUAGAACAAUAGAGAAGAAACGUAAGAAAGCAAUCAGGGAGUCAGAGAAGCUCGAGGAUUCAUACUUAGAGGAUCCAAUUCUUUCAGCUUUACUUGAAGAUAGUGAUGUGACAGAGGAGGAAAUUAAGUAUCAUAUCAAAGUGGUUUUAAAAAGGCAAUUAAAGAAGAAUUGUAACGGAGUGAACGGAAAGCUGACAAAUUCAAAGGAUGCAGUGAAAAUAGUCCCGCAAAUCGACUCUGAUGAUGAAUACAUCAAUGGAGAAGGUAACGAGGAUGAAUUAGAUGGAGCGAUGAAACAAAUGAUAGAGAAGAAUAAGCCUAAAAAUUUGGCCAAAUACUUACCGAAAACCGAGGACUUACUUAAAACUGUUCCGGAUGACAGUGAUUUAUCAGAUGUUGAUGACCUUGAAAUUGACAACAUUCUUUUAACGGAUAAAGAGAGUAAACUAAAAGAGCAGAUUUGGGUUGGAAACAAUCAGGAUUACUUGUUGGAACAGGAAAAGCGUAGGCUUAAGGAGGAAUCAGACAAAAUUGCAGGACAUACUGCACACGUUAAGAAGAGAAGAAAACGCAGUGGUAAGGAUAGUGCACAGGCUGGAACUCAUGACUAUGGUGCUUAUCUUCAAGGUGACAAUUCAAGACUUGGCCUUUCAGAUACAAUGGGAGCUGCUAUUACACCAGCUGACAACGCUCGACAGCUUAUCCAGAAAAAAUCGCUUAGUAAAAAAAUCAACUACGCUGCAGUUAAUGAGUUGUUUAAUGACAGUUGA